Messenger RNA from Brenthis ino (lesser marbled fritillary), 465 nucleotides. Lineage: Eukaryota; Metazoa; Arthropoda; Insecta; Lepidoptera; Nymphalidae. The record is from the annotation of a GenBank genome assembly.
AUGGAUCACUUAAUGUCAAAGGAAGAAAGCUAUGCAGAUCGAAGAAAACUUUUUAAAAAUAUUUGGGAUACUUCUAUGCAUGUAGAUGAAAAAGAGGAUAUUUUCAGUAAACCUAAAGUGAUUAAGACUCUACGUUUAGAUGAAAUGGAUCGCUGUUUAGUUGGAAAAAAGAAGAAGCAAAGGAUAAAAAAUCUUCGAACCGUCUGUAACAAACUAUUAGAUUUCUGCGAUCGUCAAGAUGCGGAUGAUAAAUUUUAUGAGCAGAUGGUAGCCGAAGGCAAAGAGCCCCCACUGCAAACAGUAGAAUUAAGAUUAUGUAAAAAAAAGACAAUAAAAGCAAAGAAGAAAGUGAAGAAAGCUAAAAUUAUGCAUCCAACUAUAAAUGCUACUGUGUUAGCAAACAUUGCCACGUCAGAGAUGAGAGAUGAUUUAAACAAAGCUUCAACAUCGAUCUCUAGAAAAGCA